Molecule: messenger RNA, 747 nt
Organism: Ascochyta rabiei
Lineage: Eukaryota; Fungi; Ascomycota; Dothideomycetes; Pleosporales; Didymellaceae
Product: Triose-phosphate isomerase
Exons: 4
Coding region: 1-747 (248 amino acids)
Biological process (GO): glycerol catabolic process; glyceraldehyde-3-phosphate biosynthetic process; glycolytic process
Cellular component (GO): cytosol
Molecular function (GO): triose-phosphate isomerase activity
Source: RefSeq, a predicted model, not a curated record
AUGGCACGUCAAUUCUUCAUCGGAGGCAACUUCAAGAUGAAUGGAACCAUCGAUUCCAUCAAGAAGAUUGUCCAGAACCUGAACGAUGCCAAGCUCGACCCCAACGCUGAGGUCGUCAUUGCCCCCCCUGCUCUCUACCUCCUCCUCACCCGCGAGCACCUCCGCAAGGGUCUCGAGGUCGCCGCACAGAACGUCUACGACAAGCCCAACGGUGCCUUCACCGGUGAGAUCUCGGCCGAGCAGCUCAAGGACAGCGGCAUCACAUGGACCAUCCUCGGCCACUCGGAGCGCCGCACCAUCCUGCAGGAGGACGACGCCUUCGUCGCCAGCAAGACCAAGGCCGCGCUCGACGGUGGCCUGAGCGUCAUCCUGUGCUGCGGUGAGAGCCUUGAGCAGAGAGAGGCUGGCAGCACAGUCGACGUCGUCACUAAGCAGCUGAAGGCUGUCGCGGACAAGGUCAAGGACUGGAGCAAGAUCGUCAUUGCCUACGAGCCCAUCUGGGCCAUUGGCACCGGCAAGGUCGCCACCACUGAGCAGGCUCAGGAGGUCCACGCCGCCAUCCGCGAGUGGCUCAAGAAGGAGGUCUCGUCCGAGGCUUCGGAGAAGACCCGCAUCCUGUACGGCGGCAGUGUCAACGAGAAGAACUGCAGCGAGCUCGCCAAGCAGGCCGACAUUGACGGCUUCCUUGUUGGCGGUGCUUCGCUGAAGCCUGCGUUUGUCGACAUCAUCAACGCCAACUCGGCAUGA